This is a messenger RNA of Funneliformis geosporum, 380 nucleotides long. Lineage: Eukaryota; Fungi; Glomeromycota; Glomeromycetes; Glomerales; Glomeraceae. The record is from the annotation of a GenBank genome assembly.
GCGAUUCGAACGCUUUGCCCAACUGGGAAUAUAGAUCUAAUCCAGAAAGUACCAUACUAAUGGUCUUAUUCUCUUUUUUAAUUGCUGUAUAUCUUAUGAAUUUGUUGAUUGGAUUACUCAGUAAUGCUAUUGAGGAAGAUAAUAAUAGAGUUUCGUAUUUGGUACAAAAAGCGAAGUUAUAUUUUAUUAUUUUAACUAGAUAUUAUCAUGCCAAUGUUGAAGAGACACGUAGAGAAAUUAAAAAUCUAAUUAAAGAAAAAGAAUUUAAAACUGAUAAAUUUUCAGAUUUGAAGAAAAAUUUAUUAAAGCAGAUCAAGAUUAGAUAUGUCAUGGAAAAGUUCAAAGAUGUUAUAAAAACUGAGAAAGAGCUUCAGAAAUAA